AUGGAGCGGUUUCCGUCCGACUUUGGGUUGAUGUGCCAAAGCGCAUACUAUAAAGUCCGCAAGGUCGACAUUCUCCGAGAGGUUCCUUCUUUUCGUCGGUAUCUUGAAGUAUGUCCUCAUUACUAUACCCAUGAGUUUAUCCCCGGCCCGAUAUAUCCCCGGCAGCUGGCCAAACUCGUUGACUUUUUCUGGACGGGCUCCUACGCUUUCACGGCCGAUGAGGCCCUGCAGUAUCCUCUGCGCUUCAGCGUCGACAACUGUCUUUGUGACGGCUGCAACAACUGGUGCCGGCUGCUCAGAGCCCAUUUUGACAUGUUUCUUGUCGCUCGCUGGCUCCAAAUGGAUCAGCUUCAGCACAAGGCCAUGGAGGCCUUCCAAGAGGCUCUCCACGGUGCGCCCAUCAAGGUUGUCAUGUGGGCCAUUCGAUGCGUCUACGGCUCUCCGUACUCUGCCAAGAGAUGCGACAGUAACGGUGAGCGUUACUCCCUGGGACAGAUCCCUGACUAUAGACAGCAUUUCGUCGUCCCUGCCAUUCUCGAGCAUUGCCAAAGACCGCCAACUGCUGGCGAUCCAUGUCAAUCGAUGUUUGACAUUUCGGCCCUGGGCAACUUCCAGGAGCUGCUGCUCCUGUAUCCAUGUCUGAGGGAGGAUAUCAAUUGCUGGAUCAGUCCUGCUUCACAAGUAUCGUCCGCGAAUUUUUCUUUCUUGGCUUAG
Penicillium chermesinum is the source of this 714-nucleotide messenger RNA. RefSeq lists its product as uncharacterized. Bases 1 to 714 code for a protein of 237 amino acids. NCBI's taxonomy places the organism in Eukaryota, Fungi, Ascomycota, Eurotiomycetes, Eurotiales, Aspergillaceae. The record is from RefSeq and is a predicted model, not a curated record. The transcript has 2 exons.